This is a messenger RNA of Lucilia cuprina (Australian sheep blowfly), 1059 nucleotides long. Its product is annotated as ryncolin-1-like. The transcript is spliced from 6 exons. The coding region runs from base 36 to 962 and encodes 308 amino acids. Lineage: Eukaryota; Metazoa; Arthropoda; Insecta; Diptera; Calliphoridae. The record is from RefSeq and is a predicted model, not a curated record.
AGUCCAUGUCUUCACAACGACGAGACUAAUACGAAAUGUUGAAAUUAAAAACCUGUUGGUAUAUUUCUGUUAAAAUAUUUAUAUUUAUUUCAAUUGUUAAAUCUGAUACCGGCGAGUUGAGAAACAUCACAACUGAAGAUAGUGAUCAAGCUCUCAAGGCAUUAUACAAGGAUUUAAAGGAAUUGAAAAGUUUAGUGCAGGGAUUGAAAUCCAGUAAUGAAGUGCAACCAGAGAACGAUAAUAUAACAAAGAAAGACCUGCCACUAUUUGAUGAACGUUUUGAUAAAAUGGAUGAAAUAUGCAAUACCACAGAUCUACCAAAAGAUUGCGCCACCGCAACCGCCUGCACUAGACGAAGUGGCAUUUAUAAAAUUAAAAUCGAACAAUUCAAUAGUGAACCAUUUUAUGUAGCAUGUGAUAGUGAGACCGAAACUGGAGAUUGGUUGGUAAUACAAAAACGACAAGAUGGUUCCGAGGAGUUCUCUAGAGAUUGGCGAGAAUAUGAAAAAGGUUUCGGUGGCAUUGAUGGAGAGUUUUUCAUUGGCCUCAAAAAAUUACACGCUUUAACAACUUACAAUGGACCGCAAGAGUUAUUGAUAGUAAUGGAAGAUGGUAAUGGCACUAGAACAUUUGCCAAAUAUGAUGCAUUUGCUAUAGGUAAUAAAACGGAAUCGUAUAAAUUGAAAAGAUUAGGAAGAUAUUCGGGAACAGCGGGAAAUUCUUUACAUUAUCAUAUAGGCAUGAAAUUCUCAACUAAAGAUCGUGACAAUGAUGAAUAUGUUCGCAGUUGUGCUGUUGAAUUUAAGGGGGCUUGGUGGUAUAAAAAUUGUCAUCAUAGUAAUCUUAAUGGAAAAUAUGGUGACAAUACUAUUGGCAGCGGUAUUAACUGGAAAGCAUUUCGUGGUAUUCAUGAGUCUCUUCCAUAUGUUAAAAUGAUGAUACGACGCAGUAGAACUAUAUAGUUCUAAAUUUUAAUGUACUUGUCUGUCCUUAGUAACUAUAAUUUUAAGUUUUUAAUUUAAUAAAAUUUGUACAAUGUUUAGAUCAUCGAUUCAUCGA